AAAGCAGGCAUCACCCAAACAAAAAUAUCUUGUGUGAAAACUGAAAACAUUCCGUGGCCUCUCUCUCUCUCAAUUCUUUCCUACUAAAAUUCCUUUUUCUCGUUGCGAUUAGGGCAAAAGCUUUCAACUUUUAAUGUUUCCUCCAAAAUCUCUCCUAAUCAAGCCCGGAUUCGUCUAAUUGCUCUUUUCUUUAAUCUCCAAAUAUUCUUAUAAAUCUGUGUUUUUAGGGUUUUUAAUCGAUUACUAUGUUUAUUUCAUCUUCACCUGUUAUUAACUCCGUCGUGCUGCGUCAAAAUCUUCGCGUUUUGGGCCCUGGUCUCAAUCCGUUCUCUCCUUAUUGCAUUGCCAAUCACUCCUCUUCUUCUCGCUAAUUUUUGUUUUUUCCUAUCAUGUAAAUCAGCUUCUUUGUUUAUUGUUUUUCAAUCAAUUUGCUGUUGCGAACAAAAACGAUAAUUGAUUAUCAGGGUUUGGUUUCUGGUUUAAUUAAGAAAUUUGGAAAGGAUGAUUGAAAGCAUGCCCCAAGAGCAACUGGGUCCUUUUUGUUUUCAGCGUAAGUUGUCUAAAAAGCGCUUCUUUAGGUCUGUGGUGGACAGGGAUGAUAGGGGUUGGACUCCCCUUCAUAUCAGUGCUCGUAAAGGUGAUCUCAAAGCGGUGAAGCAACUUCUCAAUGAAGGAAUGGAUGUGAAUGUGUCAGCAUGGGGUCCCAAAUCAAAAGGGGUGACUCCGCUUCACCUUGCCGCCCAGGGUGGCCACCUUGAAGUCAUGGAUGAAUUGCUUGAGCGAGGUGCUGACAUUGAUGCUAGAACCAAGGGUGCUUGUGGCUGGACCCCACUUCACACUGCUGCCAAAGAAAGAAAGAGGGAAGCUGUUAAAUUCCUGAUUGAGAACGGAGCAUUUUUGCCGGAUAACAUUGAUGAUAGCAGAUUCAAUCCGCCACUUCAUUACUGCCCUGGUCUUGAAUGGGCAUAUGAAGAGAGGGAGCGGUUUCAAAAAGAAAAUCUAUCUGCAGGCGAGACCUCUUAUAGCUCCGAGAGCUGAAUGCUCUUGCUCACUCAUGCAUUCACAUGAGCUUGUUGCAUCUUGGUUUGGUUUGGUAUUUGCAACUUCAUGCGUUACAGUCUUGUCCUGUGUCUAGGAAAUUCUGUUGUAUCUGUGUCAAUGUUUAGUUUCACUUCUGAUAUGGGUGAUGUUAUAAUAAUUCUUGAAUAAUUCAGAUACUUAUUCACAUUAUAAACAAAUGUUAGUAGCCUUUCAGGCUUUGGUCUUAAAUUUGUGUCCUAGAGUGAAUAAGAACUUUAUGAAGUUCGGUGCUUUUGUUUAUGUCUAGCUAUUGAAAUGUGCUAGUAAGAGCGGUGUUUUUUUUUGUCGGUUGAAAGAAUUUGAUGCUUUUCGUUUUCAAUAAAGCUACAGACAUCGGGGUUUUUGCA
Pistacia vera is the source of this 1427-nucleotide messenger RNA. RefSeq names its product phytochrome-interacting ankyrin-repeat protein 2-like. Gene Ontology annotation, molecular function: protein binding. The record is from RefSeq and is a predicted model, not a curated record. The coding region runs from base 502 to 1038 and encodes 178 amino acids. Lineage: Eukaryota; Viridiplantae; Streptophyta; Magnoliopsida; Sapindales; Anacardiaceae. The transcript has 3 exons.